GUUCAGGUCCAGGUCCAGGUCCAGGUCCAGGUCCAGGUCCAGGUCCAGGUCCAGGUCCAGGUUCAGUUCCAGGAUGAAGAUUUACUUCUGUGGAAGUAUCCGCGGCGGAAGAGAAGAUGUUGAUCUUUACGUGAAGAUCGUGAAGAACCUGAAGAGCCGCGGAGACGUGUUGACAGAACACGUGAGCAACACACAGCUCACACACACAGGGGAGGCCGGCUCGGCAGCAGCUGAUAGGCUGAUCCACGACCGAGACGUUGAUUGGCUGCGACAGUGCGACGUGGUGGUGGCCGAGGUCACGCAGCCGUCUCUGGGGGUCGGCUACGAACUGGGCCGAGUCGUCGACAUGAAGAAAAGAACCUUGUGUCUGUUCAGGCCGUCAUCAGGACGCGUUCUGUCGGCCAUGAUCCGCGGCGCGGCGGACGGCGAGCGCUUCGUGGUGAGCGACUACACUGAGGACGAGCUGGAGAAGGUUCUGGACCAGUUCUUCAACACGUUGACAAGAACCUGAAGAACCUCUGUUCACACUGUUCACCACAAAAACAUCAAUAAAGUUUACUGAAUCA
Limanda limanda (common dab) is the source of this 566-nucleotide messenger RNA. It is a transcript of the gene dnph1, whose product is annotated as 2'-deoxynucleoside 5'-phosphate N-hydrolase 1. NCBI's taxonomy places the organism in Eukaryota, Metazoa, Chordata, Actinopteri, Pleuronectiformes, Pleuronectidae. Gene Ontology annotation, biological process: deoxyribonucleoside monophosphate catabolic process. The record is from RefSeq and is a predicted model, not a curated record. Bases 74 to 511 code for a protein of 145 amino acids. Gene Ontology annotation, cellular component: nucleus. The transcript is spliced from 4 exons. Gene Ontology annotation, molecular function: 5-hydroxymethyl-dUMP N-hydrolase activity.